ACUGGCUUAAAGAAUUUGAUUGCCAAGUUGGGUUAAGACAUAAUGGUCAAUCUGUAAUUUUGCUUUUAAAUAAGUGUUCUAGUCAUAAGCUUGAUUUUUUAAAUCUACAAUAUGUAGAUAUUCAUUUUUUACCUACAAAUACAACCUCAAAAAUUCAACUGAUGGAUGCUGCUAUUCGAUAUACUAUUCAAGCUUGGAAGGAAAUUGAUGAUCUUGCUACAAUGAUUGAAAAUCUUUAUUUUUCAGAUCCUAUGCAAGUUAAGGAGUUUCUAUCUAUCUCUAAUAAAAAUAUUGUCUAUGAAAUUCCUGAUGAUGAUCAUACCAUUUCAGAGCUUAUAGAAAUUUUUAAGAAAAGCGAUGAUAUUGAAGAUUCAGAUGUUGUAGAUGUAGAUGAAAUGGAUGAUAGCCUGGAGGUUCCUAUGAUCAGUGCCAAUUCUGCUCUUGAAG
Molecule: messenger RNA, 447 nt
Organism: Racocetra persica
Lineage: Eukaryota; Fungi; Glomeromycota; Glomeromycetes; Diversisporales; Gigasporaceae
Source: the annotation of a GenBank genome assembly